Messenger RNA from Onthophagus taurus, 937 nucleotides. Its product is annotated as flavin reductase (NADPH). Gene Ontology annotation, molecular function: biliverdin reductase [NAD(P)H] activity; riboflavin reductase (NADPH) activity. NCBI's taxonomy places the organism in Eukaryota, Metazoa, Arthropoda, Insecta, Coleoptera, Scarabaeidae. The record is from RefSeq and is a predicted model, not a curated record.
UAAAACGUCAAAUUGUAGUCAUGUUUGAAAAUUGCAAUUAAGGUAUUAUUCGACUAAUCAACGCACAAAAUGGAAAGAAUUGUGAUUUUUGGUUCGACCGGAAUGACUGGGUUAUGUGCAGUCGAAGCGGCUGUCCAAAAAGGAUUAAACGUUCGCGCAUUUGUUCGAAAUCCAUCUCUUCUACCUGAUCAUUUACGCGACAGCGUCGAAGUUGUUAAAGGAGACGUGCUCGAUUACAAAGAUGUUUUGAAUGCUAUUAAAGGAGUUACUGCUGUGGUAGUUGUCUUGGGUACACGAAAUGAUUUGAAAGCCACCACAGUUCUUAGUGAGGGUACCAAAAACAUAGUACAAGCUAUGAAGGAGUUGAAUGUUGAGAUCAUCUCAAUUUGUUUAUCUGCAUUUUUAUUUUAUGAACCUGAAAAGGUUCCCCCGGUUUUUAAGGAGAUAAAUUCUGAUCAUCAGAGACAAAUGGAUAUUGUUAAAGGUUCUGGAUUAAAAUUUAUUAUUGUUAAUCCACCGCAUAUAGCAGAUAUGCCUGGCUUAGAGUACACUAUUUCGCAAGAUACUCCAGGAAAAUCACGUGUUAUUACCAAGUUUGCAUUGGGAAAAUUUUUAAUUGAUUCCAUAUUAUUACCUGAACGUUACGGGCAUGUUUAUGGAAUUUGUAAUAAAGCGCAAUGUGCAUAAUAGAAUUUUUAGUGUUUUUAACAGUUAUUUAGUUUUGAUUUUUUUUAUGCUUCUUGUUUUGUAGAUGUUUUUUUUUUCAUAAGAAUUAGAAGAAUUGAUUAUUUCAAAGUUGUUGUUUAGGUAUGAGGUUUCCAAAAAGUUCUUUAAUUACAAAAAUAUUAUAAGAUGGAAUGUGUAUAAGGUGUUUAAUGAAUGUUUUUAUGUUUGAAGUAAAAAUCUUGAGUUAAUAAAUGUAAUUUUAAAUAAUUAA